Messenger RNA from Oldenlandia corymbosa var. corymbosa, 1341 nucleotides. NCBI's taxonomy places the organism in Eukaryota, Viridiplantae, Streptophyta, Magnoliopsida, Gentianales, Rubiaceae. The record is from the annotation of a GenBank genome assembly.
AUGGCGGAAUCUCAUCAACCGGAUGAGAACAUCGAGACAUGGAAGAUGAAAAGGCUGAUAAAAGAGCUGGAUUCGGCUCGCGGCAACGGAACCAGUAUGAUUUCCCUGAUCAUUCCCCCGGGCUAUCAAAUCUCCCACGCGAGCAAGAAGCUCGCUGAAGAAGUAGGCAAAGCAUCCAACAUCAAGAGCCGGGUGAACCGCCAUUCCGUCCAGACCGCCCUGACCUCCGCCCAGCAACGCCUGAAACUCUACAACCGGGUACCCACGAACGGGCUGGUGAUUUAUGCCGGCACGAUUAACGACAAGAAGUUCAUCAGGCACUUGGAACCCUUCAGGCCGAUCAACGCUUUCCACUAUGUUUGCGGCUCCAAGUUCCGUACGGAUGAGAUGAAUGAGCUUUUAGAACGUGACGAAGUGUACGGGUUUAUCGUUAUGGAUGGUAACGGUACAUUGUUUGGGACCUUAAGUGGAAACUCGAGAGAUAUCCUUCACCAGUUCCAUGUUGAAUUGCCUAAUAAGCACCGAAGAGGCGGCCAAUCCGCCUCUCGAUUUAGCCAUAUUCGGGAUGAGAAGCGGCACAACUAUCUAACAAAAGUUGUUGAGCUUUCGAUUAAGCACUUUAUAAGUGACACAACAAACCAAUGCAAUGUAAGGGGGCUGAUUCUUGCCGGAACAGGCGAUUUUAAGAACGAGCUCGCUCAGGCAGUCGUGUUUAAGUCCAGGUUUUCGUCGAGAGUUUUGAAUAUAGUGGACACGGCCUAUGGAGGAGAAAAUGGUUUUAACCAGGCGAUCAGGCUCUCAUCCGAGCUCCUUUUGAACGUGAAAUUCUUGCAGGAGCAGCGGUUGAUUGAAAAAUAUUUCGACGAGAUUAGUCGGGACACUGGGAAGUUUGUUAACGGGGUGGAGCACACUUUGAAAGCGCUGGAGAUGGGGGCAGUUGAGGUUCUGAUCGUGUGGGAGGAACUCGAUUGCGUCAGAUACGAACUGAAGAUUUCGGCGACCAAAGACAUCAUAGUCAAGCACUUGAGCAAAGAUCAGGAAGCGAAUCAGGAGAAUUUCAGGGAUCCGAAUUCAGGUUUGGAUUUGGAAGUGAUGGAUCGGACCUUGUUGCUGGAGUGGCUGGCUGAUAAUUACGGCCAAUUCGGGUGCAGUCUGGAGUUUGUCACCAACAAAUCAACAGAAGGGUCUCAGUUUGUUCGGGGUUUUGGAGGGAUUGGAGGGAUCUUGCGUUAUCCGGUCGAGGUUGAUGAUUUCGAUCUCGACGACCCGACCGAUGAUGAGCCCGACGAGGAGGAGGAGGAGGACGAGGUAGUUUAUGAAGAGGAUGAUGAUUCUGAGUAG